Molecule: messenger RNA, 1488 nt
Organism: Recurvomyces mirabilis
Lineage: Eukaryota; Fungi; Ascomycota; Dothideomycetes; Mycosphaerellales; Teratosphaeriaceae
Exons: 2
Coding region: 1-1488 (495 amino acids)
Biological process (GO): autophagosome assembly
Cellular component (GO): phagophore assembly site
Source: RefSeq, a predicted model, not a curated record
AUGUCUCCCCCCUCCUCAGCCCAAGCAUCCACACCAUCCUCCUCCCGUGCCCCAUCAAAACCAACUCAUUCCCGCCAAACCUCAACUGCUACAACAACGGCAGCAGCAGCAGGGACGCAAGAACCCCGUCCAUCCAAAGUGCCAUCACCGCGACCCCCGCCAUCACCUCGACAGCCUGCUCUUACUGUCAAGCCAAAAGUACAGUAUACAUGCUACAUUCGCCUCCCCUUUGCACGGGGCGAGUUCCUGGAUCCGCCACGGGUGGAGUGGGAUGCUGGGAAGGAUAGGGCGUUGUGGAAGGUUGUUAGUCUGGCUUCUAAUUCCAAGGACCUAGACUGGGAGGACAUCGCCGCCCGCUUCGAGGUCGAUCUGCCGUUCUUGCUACAGCAGGCUGCAUGGCUUUACGAGCGGCAUCUGGAGGGGAUGAGGAGGCAGAUGCAGAAGUUGGGGCAGAGUCAUGCUGUUCCUCCUACUCCUCCUAUGGAAAGCUCAAGCAUUUCUACCACGCCUGCGGGUGGCGGUGUGGCAAUGCAAAGGCAGUCUAGUCGUGAAGCUGGUGCUGCCGCCAGGAUGCCAUCUGUCAUCAACACCCUCAAAGCUCAAGGUGCGGCAGGUGCAAGCGGAAGUGGGAGUUUGGGCAGUGACGGCUCUUCGCCGGGUACACCGCGCUCGACACACCCUGGAAUUUCGAGGACACCAAGUACGACGACUGUCACGCAAAGUAAGAUCUUGACUAGCAGCAACAGACAACCACAAGCUUUCCAGCGAGCGCCGAGGACAUCUAGCGGAUCGCAACGGCAGCUUCCGAAACUUUUGUAUGCUAAGACUGCUACUCAUGUUGGUGAGAGCGAUGGAGCUGUGACUUCUGAGUCGGACUCUGAGGUGGAGGCGGUAUCGAGGACGGCUAGUCAGGCUUUUCAGCGUGCGCCGCUUGGAAAGAAGUCCGCGGCUUUGAGGCGAGUGAGUUCGGAUGGGGACAGGGAAGGUGAGGACGAUGAAGAUGAGGAUGAGGGAGGCUAUCUCCCAUUCGCUGCUGCCAGUAAAGCUACUGCUCGUGGCGAGCCCAUCGCACCAAGCAAACAAAGACAAGCUACAGGUACAGCUGGGCCAUCUGCUACCAAAUCUGCUGCUACAAAUACCCACCCGCCGCCGCCUCCCGACUCCCCAACAACUUCCUCCACCACUUCCUCCGCCGCCCAAGCCCCAGCAUCCACAAGUUCAGACUCGCAAACCCUACCUCCCACCCGGCCCCCAGGCCCCCUAAGUCCACGCCACCGAGCCCAAAUCGCCAACGCGAACUUCAGCCCUACCUCCCGCUCCUUAGGCCGCCGUGAAGGCUCAGACGGGAGUCCGAGUAUGGGAAGUAGUUUCAGUGAUUUAGAUGGGGAUGCGAGUGUCACGCAGAGCGCGCUUGAAGAGGCACUGUUGAGUGGGGUGCAGAAGGGGAAUUUGAGUCUGAUUGGGAGGGCGGUUGGGAGGAGGGGGUAG